CGUGGUGGGCGCACUUUUUUGGAGCGGGAGGAAGUGCUGCGCUUUACUCCCCCACCCCCAGCUCCUUGGUUUCUCCUACCCAGCAGUCUUUGGGGGAAGUCGGGUGAGCCCAUUCCUAGGGCGCGGGGGAACUGAGCUUGGCCGUUAAGGCGAUGGGCGGAGCCUGAGCCUCCAGGAGAACAACUGAGUCCCGGAACACCCACCCUGGAGGGGAGGGUUGGUCUGCCUGCUCUCCGCUAUGCCGCUGCCUGUUGCGCUGCAGACCCGCUUGGCCAAGAGAGGCAUCCUCAAACAUUUGGAGCCCGAUCUUCAGACACUUGGAUUUGGAAUGUGCGUGACAUCUGACACAGCAGAACCAGAGGAAGAGAUCAUUGCUGAGGACUAUGAUGAUGACCCGGUGGACUAUGAGGCCACUCGCUUGGAGGGCCUGCCACCAAGCUGGUACAAGGUGUUUGACCCUUCCUGUGGGCUCCCGUACUACUGGAAUGUGGACACAGACCUUGUGUCCUGGCUCUCCCCACAUGACCCCAACUCGGUCGUUACCAAAUCUGCCAAGAAGCUCAGGAGCAAUAAUGCAGACACUGAAGAGAAGUUGGAUCGGGGCCACGAGAAGCCAGAUCGGGGCCACGAGAAGCCGGAACGGGGCCACGAGAAGCCGGAACGGGGCCACGAAAAAUCAGAGCGAGGCCACGAGAAGUCUGACAGAGAUCGAGAACGUGGUUAUGACAAGGUAGACAGAGAGAGAGAGAGGGACAGGGAUCGGGAUCGUGACCGUGGGUAUGACAAAGUGGACAGGGAAGAGAACAAGGAACGGCGCCAUCAUCGCCGAGAGGAGUUGGCUCCCUACCCCAAGAGCAAGAAGGUGGCGAGCCGGAAAGAUGAAGAGUUAGACCCCAUGGACCCCAGUGCGUACUCAGAUGCACCUCGGGGCACGUGGUCAACAGGACUCCCCAAGCGGAAUGAGGCCAAGACAGGUGCAGACACAACAGCAGCUGGGCCCCUCUUCCAGCAGCGCCCCUACCCAUCACCAGGGGCUGUGCUCCGGGCCAACGCUGAGGCCUCCCGAACCAAGCAGCAGGACUAAGCCUCCCAACCACGCCAGGGGGUAUUAAUAAAGGCUUUUCGAUGCAAUGUGA
Messenger RNA from Suricata suricatta (meerkat), 1136 nucleotides. It is a transcript of the gene PQBP1, whose product is annotated as polyglutamine binding protein 1. Gene Ontology annotation, cellular component: cytoplasm; nuclear body. Gene Ontology annotation, molecular function: ribonucleoprotein complex binding; protein binding. NCBI's taxonomy places the organism in Eukaryota, Metazoa, Chordata, Mammalia, Carnivora, Herpestidae. The transcript has 8 exons. The coding region runs from base 239 to 1084 and encodes 281 amino acids. The record is from RefSeq and is a predicted model, not a curated record. Gene Ontology annotation, biological process: alternative mRNA splicing, via spliceosome.